Messenger RNA from Penicillium cataractarum, 1842 nucleotides. RefSeq names its product Zn(II)2Cys6 transcription factor domain-containing protein. NCBI's taxonomy places the organism in Eukaryota, Fungi, Ascomycota, Eurotiomycetes, Eurotiales, Aspergillaceae. Gene Ontology annotation, biological process: regulation of DNA-templated transcription. Gene Ontology annotation, molecular function: zinc ion binding; DNA-binding transcription factor activity, RNA polymerase II-specific. The record is from RefSeq and is a predicted model, not a curated record. The coding region runs from base 1 to 1842 and encodes 613 amino acids. The transcript is spliced from 6 exons.
AUGGUCGGUGAAUCGCGACAAACUGCCCCCGACUCGAGAGCCAGGAAGGCUCCGAGCCGCCAGUCACGUUCCUGCAAGGUCUGCCGGGCCCGCAAGGUUAAGUGUGACCGAGUCAAACCCUGCCACGCCUGUUGCGCCCAUGGGUAUCCAUCGAAAUGCGUGUAUGAGAAUGUGCCCGACGAAGAGGCCCGCCCUAUCAGCCAAGCCGAGGAAAUCCGGAAUCUUCGAUCGGAGAUUCGGGAACUCCGCGCUAGGAUAGACGAGAGGAACGAUGGGUCGCGCGCCCAGGAUCUAGAGCGGCUGGACCAGCUCGAGAGCUUAUUUGAGUCUAUUCGAUCGGCCCCGCUUAGCGUGGUGGAUUCGCUGGUACGGGAUAUUCGGACUGAACAGAGUGGGUUGAAGAAAGAUUUGGUCAAGGUCGGUCCGUGGGAGGGUUACGAAGCUUACGAGAGAUAUGCAUCUCCCGUCUCUGUCAUUGCUAUUCGCAAGCGUUCCAGGAAUGGUAGUCCGGAGAGCAACUUUAACGAUCCAAUCUUCGGGGAUGACGAAGAUGGCGACUUUGGAGAUAUCAUUUCCAUAGGCGAGGGAUCAGACUCGUCUAGUUCGUCUGGCACAAUUUCUAUUAUGAACAUGCAGCGACCAGCAGUUGAUGUGUUUGUGGAGCGCUUUGUGGACGCCUUCGCCCCCGAGGUUGACUCUAGACAUGGCCGAGCAGGUGCACUUCGUGCGGCUGCCGGAAUUCGCAUGUUCUCACCACUCAUUUCAGAUGCGUUCGAGGCGGUAUCUGUGGCCUUCUUUGGUAGAUCGAUCCAAAACAAGCAGAUUGAAGCGUCCGGUUUCCGUCUAUACCCACGUGUGCUGCGGUCAUUACAGGAUGCGUUGAUUGACCCCGAGCGGUCCAAAGCAGAAUCUACACUGGUGACGGUGAUUCUGUUACUUGCUUUUGAGCAGAGCGUGGAACGUACAACCCAAACCGGCGUCCCAGCUCAUGUUCGAGGUGCAGUGCGCCUGAUCGAACAUCGAGGCCCCGAGAACCACAUGUACGGUGUUGAGCAUCUCUUAUUCACGGAAUUACGACCAUACUGGAUUGGCGGUGCACUGGCGGCUCGCCAGCCCUCGUUCCUCGCUCGUGAAGAAUGGAAGACCGUUCCCUGGGCGGCUGGAACGACCAAAAAGGAUAUCCUGCAUCACCUCGUUGAUAUUGCGACCGAAAUUCCCGGCCUGCUGGCACAGUCCGAUGCAUUCAAAGAAGCACAGGCCACCCAGAGAAUGGGCGUACAGGAGAUGGCUGUGAAGCAAGCGGCUCUUUGGAAUGGGAUCACCGAGUGCACAGCCCAGUUCCAACAGUGGUAUAUCGACUGGGUUGAAUGCUACCCCGAAGGACCAAUCCAGGAACUUGAGCAGACCGGAGAUCAGGACUUCCCCAUCUUCAAACGACGUAACUUGCGGACGGGCGAGAUCUAUGCACCAACCAGGUUCUCAUACCCCAAUCUCCUGCUGGCGCAGACCAUGUGUGUGUACUAUGCCGUCCGCCUCAUUCUAUCCAGCAUUGAUACUCGCCCCGAGGACCGAGUGACACCCAUGGAGCAGUACGAGUUUGGUUGUGGCAUCUGUCGGACCAUGGAGUAUUAUAUUCUGACUGCGCCCGGGAACAUGAUCAAUCGUCUUGCCUUCCCUACCCGAGUUGCCUGGGAGGCCUUCCCCGACGGCGGCCCGGAGCAAGCGUUCAUGGUGGAAGUGUUGCAACUGGUAGAACGACGCCACGCCCUGGGACUUUGGGGUAGUGCCAUGCCCGAGCUCUCGGUGAGGGAGAAUUCUCCCCUCAAUAAUGCAGAACUAUAG